This is a messenger RNA of Anthostomella pinea, 1581 nucleotides long. The record is from the annotation of a GenBank genome assembly. Lineage: Eukaryota; Fungi; Ascomycota; Sordariomycetes; Xylariales; Xylariaceae.
AUGGCAUCGCCAGUGGCCUCCGCGGCGCUCAAAUCGCGAAUUCGACGGCCGUCGAUGCUGAAGAAGCUGUGUAAUCCAUCCGAUCUGCUGCAUCACUUCCCCAAUGGCGCAUACAUCGGCUGGUCCGGGUUCACCGGAGUUGGCUACCCAAAAAAAAUGCCCACGUUCCUAGCGGAUCACGUCGAGCAGAACAAUCUGCAGGGAAAGCUGCGCUACUCGCUGUUUGUGGGCGCGUCAUCUGGCGCCGAGACGGAAAACCGAUGGGCCGGCUUGGAUAUGAUUGAGAGGCGAAGCCCUCAUCAGGUCGGAAAGUCGAUCGCGAAGGGUAUCAAUGACGGCAGGAUCAACUUCUUCGAUAAGCAUCUAUCGAUGUUUCCUGUGGACUUAGUUUAUGGAUUCUACACCAAGGACCGACCGAAUAAGAAUCUCGAUGUUGUGGUAGUGGAGGCCACGGCCAUCAAAGAAGAUGGCAGCAUCGUCCCUGGUGCUUCUGUCGGAGCAACACCUGAACUCAUACAAAUGGCUGACAAGAUUAUCAUCGAAGUCAACACCGCCAUCCCGUCAUUCGAGGGUCUUCACGAUAUCACAAUGACGGACCUACCUCCGCGCAGAAAGCCUUAUCUGAUCAUGCAGGUCGAGGACCGAAUCGGCACGACGUCAGUCCCGGUCGAUCCUGAGAAGAUUGUCGGUGUCAUCGAGUCCGACUACCAGGACCAGACCGCGCCGAACACGGCUCCAGAUGAGGCCUCGCGCGCGAUUGCCAACAAUCUCAUUGAGUUCUUUGAGCACGAGGUGAAGCACGGACGCAUGCCCAAGUCCCUGCUCCCCGUCCAGUCCGGCAUCGGCAACAUCGCCAACGCAGUGAUCGGCGGAUUGGCCGACUCCAACUUUAAGAACCUCAAAGUCUGGACCGAAGUCAUCCAGGACACCUUCCUAGACCUCUUCGACUCGGGCCGUCUGGACUUCGCAACCGCGACUUCCAUCCGCUUCUCUCCGGACGGGUUCAAGCGCUUCUACGACAACUGGGAGGCGUACCACAACAAGCUGCUCCUGCGCUCGCAGCAGGUCUCCAACUCGCCCGAGAUCAUCCGCCGCCUCGGCGUGAUCGGCAUGAACACGCCUGUCGAAGUCGACAUCUACGCGCACGCAAACAGCACUUGUGUCAUGGGCAGCCGCAUGCUGAACGGGCUGGGCGGAUCCGCCGACUUCCUGCGGUCCUCGAAAUACAGCAUCAUGCACACGCCGUCGACGCGGCCGUCGAAGACUGACCCGCUAGGCGUCAGCACGAUCGUGCCCAUGUGCACGCACGUCGACCAGACGGAGCACGACCUGGACGUGAUCGUGACGGAGACGGGCCUGGCCGACGUCCGGGGGCUGAGCCCCAAGGAGCGGGCGCGGGUCAUCAUCGAGAAGUGCGCCCACGAGGAGUACCGGCCCAUUCUGCACGACUACUUCGAGAAGGCCGAGUUUGAGUGCCUGAAGAAGGGCUGGGGACACGAGCCCCAUCUGCUGUGGAACAGCUUUGAUAUGCACAAGGCGCUCAACGAGGAGGGCAGCAUGCGGAAGAUUAAGAAAUGGUAG